UAUUGUUAUAAACACGAGCCGCGUCUAAAAGGCAAAGGGGGAGGAGUUGCUUCAAUUUAUAACAACGUUUUCAGGAUUUCUCAGAGGGCAGGCUUCAAGUAUAACUCGUUUGAAGUAAUGGUGCUUCAUAUAACAUUAUCCAGAGAAACCAAUGUUAAUGAUAAAUCCCCUGUUAUGUUUGUACUGGCUACUGUAUACAGGCCACCAGGGCACCAUACAGACUUUAUUAAAGAGUUUGGUGAUUUUACAUCCGAGUUAGUUCUGGCUGCAGAUAAAGUCUUAAUAGUUGGUGAUUUUAAUAUCCAUGUCGAUAAUGAAAAAGAUGCAUUGGGAUCAGCAUUUAUAGACAUUCUGAACUCUAUUGGUGUCAGACAACAUGUUUCAGGACCUACUCAUUGUCGAAAUCAUACUCUAGAUUUAAUACUGUCACAUGGAAUUGAUGUUGAUAGUGUUGAAAUUAUUCAGCCAAGUGAUGAUAUCUCAGAUCAUUAUUUAGUUCUGUGUAAACUUCAUAUAGCCAAAAUUGUAAAUUCUACUUCUUGUUACAAGUAUCGAAGAACCAUCACUUCUACCACAAAAGACUGCUUUUUAAGUUAUCUUCCUGAUGUAUCCGAAUUCCUUAGCAUAUCCAAAACCUCAGAACAACUUGAUGAUGUAACAGAAACUAUGGACUCUCUCUUUUCUAGCACUUUAAAUACAGUUGCUCCUUUACGCUUAAGAAAGGUUAAGGAAAACAGUUUGACACCAUGGUAUAAUGAGCAUACUCGCACCCUAAAGAGAGCAGCCCGAAAAAUGGAGCGCAGCUGGAGGAAAACAAAACUAGAGGUAUUUCGUAUUGCUUGGCGGGAAAGUAGCAUAUCCUACAGAAAAGCAUUAAAAACUGCUAGAUCUGAUUACUUUUCUUCUCUUUUAGAAGAAAACAAACAUAACCCCAGGUAUUUAUUCAAUACAGUGGCUAAAUUAACGAAAAAUAAAGCCUCAACAAGUGUUGACAUUUCCCAACACCACAGCAGUAAUGACUUUAUGAACUACUUUACUUCUAAAAUCGAUACUAUUAGAGAUAAAAUUGCAACCAUUCAGCCGUCAGCUACAGUAUCACAUCAGACAGUCCACUAUAGACCCCCUGAGGAACAGUUCCACUCAUUCUCUACUAUAGGAGAGGAAGAAUUGUAUAAACUUGUUAAAUCAUCUAAACUUACAACAUGUAUGUUAGACCCUAUACCAUCUAAGCUCUUAAAAGAGGUGCUUCCAGAAGUCAUAGGUCCUCUUCUGACUAUUAUUAAUUCCUCAUUGUCAUUAGGAUAUGUCCCCAAAACCUUCAAACUGGCUGUUAUUAAGCCUCUCAUAAAAAAGCCACAACUUGACCCCAGAGAACUAGUUAAUUAAAGACCAAUCUCGAAUCUCCCUUUUCUGUCCAAGAUACUAGAAAAGGUGGUAUCCUCACAAUUAUAUUCCUUCUUAGAGAAAAAUGGUAUAUGUGAGGAUUUCCAGUCAGGAUUUAGACCGUAUCAUAGUACUGAAACUGCUCUCCUUAGAGUUACAAAUGAUCUGCUCUUAUCAUCUGAUCGUGGGUGUAUCUCUCCAUUAGUUUUAUUGGAUCUUAGUGCUGCGUUUGACACAAUUGACCACAACAUUCUUUUGCAUAGACUUGAACACUUUGUUGGCAUCAGUGGAAGUGCAUUAGCAUGGUUUAAAUCGUACUUAUAUGAUCGCCAUCAGUUCGUAGCAGUGAAUGAAGAUGUAUCAUAUCGAUCACAAGUGCAGUAUGGAGUACCUCAAGGCUCAGUUCUAGGGCCGCUACUCUUCACGCUUUAUAUGUUACCCUUGGGAGAUAUCAUCAGGAAACAUGGUGUUAGCUUUCACUGUUAUGCUGAUAAUACGCAGCUCUAUAUUUCCUCGCAGCCCGGUGAAACACACCAAUUUGAAAAACUAAUGGAAUGCAUAGUCGAUAUAAAAAAUUGGAUGACGAGUAAUUUCUUACUGCUAAAUUCAGAAAAAACAGAGGUGUUAAUCAUAGGGCCUAAAAACUCUGCUUGUAAUAACCUAGAACACUGUCUAAGACUUGAUGGUUGCUCUGUCAAUUCUUCGUCAUCAGUUAGGAACCUAGGUGUGCAAUUUGAUAGCAAUCUUUACUUAGAAAGCCACGUUUCUAGCAUUUGUAAAACUGCAUUUUUCCAUCUCAAAAAUAUAUGUAAAUUACGGCCUAUGCUCUCAAUGUCA
Messenger RNA from Carassius gibelio (silver crucian carp), 2220 nucleotides. RefSeq lists its product as uncharacterized. Gene Ontology annotation, molecular function: catalytic activity. The coding region runs from base 118 to 1386 and encodes 422 amino acids. NCBI's taxonomy places the organism in Eukaryota, Metazoa, Chordata, Actinopteri, Cypriniformes, Cyprinidae. The record is from RefSeq and is a predicted model, not a curated record. The transcript is spliced from 2 exons.